GGCCGACGGCCGAGUAGGGGGGUCGCGGUUCACAACGAAUCUGUUCAUAUAAUACACCGCGAGCCGAUCGUCGGCUACACUCUGUGUUCGGUGCUAGAUCGGUCGACAGUGCGGCAGUGUCGCUGCGUAGAACUUGUAUAUAACUUCCUUUUUUACUCGAAAUAUAAACCAAGAAAGCAAACAUGUGCGACGAGGAAGUUGCCGCGCUCGUAGUCGACAAUGGAUCCGGUAUGUGCAAGGCCGGUUUCGCCGGAGACGACGCUCCCCGCGCCGUCUUCCCAUCGAUCGUUGGUAGGCCGCGCCACCAGGGUGUCAUGGUCGGCAUGGGGCAGAAGGACUCUUACGUCGGUGACGAGGCCCAGUCGAAGAGAGGUAUCCUGACGUUGAAAUACCCGAUCGAGCAUGGUAUCGUUACCAACUGGGACGACAUGGAGAAAAUUUGGCAUCACACGUUUUACAAUGAGCUGCGAGUGGCUCCCGAGGAACACCCGGUCCUCCUCACCGAGGCCCCCUUGAAUCCCAAGGCUAACCGCGAGAAGAUGACGCAGAUCAUGUUCGAGACGUUCAACACGCCUGCCAUGUACGUGGCGAUCCAAGCUGUGCUGUCGCUGUACGCCUCCGGACGUACUACCGGUAUCGUGCUCGAUUCCGGCGACGGUGUUUCGCACACUGUGCCGAUCUAUGAGGGAUACGCCCUGCCGCAUGCUAUUCUCCGUUUGGACUUGGCCGGUCGCGAUCUGACCGACUAUCUCAUGAAGAUCCUCACCGAGAGAGGAUACUCCUUCACGACUACGGCCGAGCGUGAGAUCGUCCGUGACAUCAAGGAGAAGCUCUGCUACGUCGCGUUGGACUUCGAGCAGGAGAUGGCCACCGCCGCGUCGUCCUCCAGCUUGGAGAAGAGCUAUGAGCUGCCCGACGGCCAAGUCAUCACUAUCGGCAACGAGCGAUUCCGUUGCCCGGAGGCUCUCUUCCAGCCCUCGUUCUUGGGCAUGGAAGCUUGCGGUAUCCAUGAGACCACGUAUAACUCGAUCAUGAAGUGCGACGUCGACAUCCGUAAGGAUCUCUACGCCAACACCGUCUUGUCCGGUGGCACCACCAUGUAUCCAGGUAUCGCCGACAGGAUGCAGAAGGAGAUCACUGCCUUAGCGCCGUCUACCAUGAAGAUCAAGAUCAUCGCGCCGCCCGAGAGGAAAUACUCCGUAUGGAUCGGCGGCUCAAUCCUCGCCUCGCUCUCCACCUUCCAACAGAUGUGGAUCUCCAAGCAGGAGUAUGACGAGUCCGGGCCUUCCAUCGUCCACAGGAAGUGCUUCUAAGCGCGUUCCCGAAUCGCGUUUAUCAUUCCCCAAUCCCUGAGAUUUGGAGGAAGAGAGAGAGAGAGAGAAAAGAGAGAGAGAGAGAGAGAGAGAAAGCGGCUUCUGUCUCGUUUCGCAGGCGGACGUAACAUCAACUUCCGCGACGAUUGCCCUCUGGUUCCUCCGGGGUGCAGGUAGCUUCUUUCGAUUCAAAUGUACGUGUUUAAGAUACGCGAGACUGACGUGCCCGAUUAAACGAGGAGAGAGGAGCUUACGGUAUAUCGCCUCCUCCCGCGAUUGUUCCUCGGUCUCGGCGGCAACCCAAUAAACCGGCGGUUCAUUCUUGCUCGUUUAAACGCGAUUAUUUUUCUUCUGUAACUUUCGUCAUCAAUUCGAUUCUGAUGAUUUCUUUCGUUAUUAUGAUUACUAUAAUUACAUGUGCCCCUCUCACACACACGUAAGGUUCGUCUAAGUAACUUUUCUACCCCCGAUCCUGUAACGGGUCCUUUCCGAGUAUUAUAUAUACCUAUAUAUAUAUAAAUAUUCGAGUAAAAACUUGUCUACGAGGUUUAGCGCUUAGCGAAGAUAUUUCUCGCGAAAUAUUCAUCCUCUCAAAGCGAGCAUCAAUACACAUUGUCGGUGUAUACCCAGCGCUCCGAUUGCCAUUAUUCUACUUCGGAGAGAGAAUGAGAGAGAGGAAGGGUGGGAGGGAGAGAGAACUCGAGCAAGAAACGUUCGCGUAGACGAUGAAUUCCGGGGUUUCUGUCGCGGGCAAGAUCGUCGUAUAAGCUUCUUGCCGCGGAAAGAGACGAUGGAGUCCAAACAUAUGGCAAUCAACAUUUAUGCCGUUCAAUGCAUUCCGAUCAAUGUGUGCGAUAUUUUUAAGAAGACGCUCGCGUCAAAGCUGUCUUUCGAACUUUACACGUCAUUCCGCGCAGAGAGAUAGGCCUCUGACUUAUUACUUGUUUAUUUGUCGCAUCACCGUUUCGCCUAUCGCUGUAGGAAGAGAUGGCCUUUUUUGUCUUCUUUCUUUCUUCUGUGUUUUCCUUUUUUUAUUCUUCUUUUUUACACGAUGGGGUAAACCGCUGAUCCGGAAAAAGGUCCUACGAACGCUCGCUCAAACUAAAAAGAAGCAAAACGAAAGACACCACGGUUCCGACCCCGCAAGCGUAGCCAAAGUAUUAUAAUUUAUUCCCAUUGUAUUGCGCAAGACCAUUCACGUACACAUCUUAAAGACUACUUUAGACUUAUGGGAUUAUAAAAUAAAAGUCUGAAAAAAAAAUAUCGCUUAUCGUCUUGUGUCAGUGUGUUGUGUCUCUUAAAAUCGUCAUCAUCGUCCGCAUCCUCUCAUCGCUCUCCAUACCAUUCCAUCUCGUAUAACCCUAUGUACUCUUCUCGUCCCCUCACGAGCCCAGACACGCGGCUGGAUUGUAUAACCGUUCUCACGUGUCCUCGUUUAGUGUGUGUCAGUUCACGGACUCCCUUUUUAUACGUAAAUGUAGCUCCUGUAACGUCCGACGACAUUGAUCACCAAUUACGCGUUUAAAACGGACACUAUUACUCUAAGAUUUAAGUUUAUAUGUCUCUUUUGAGUAUACAAAAUAAAAGUUAUUUUCAAUCAA
Messenger RNA from Odontomachus brunneus, 2914 nucleotides. RefSeq names its product actin-5C (gene Arp1). Gene Ontology annotation, biological process: mitotic cytokinesis. The coding region runs from base 183 to 1313 and encodes 376 amino acids. NCBI's taxonomy places the organism in Eukaryota, Metazoa, Arthropoda, Insecta, Hymenoptera, Formicidae. The transcript is spliced from 2 exons. The record is from RefSeq and is a predicted model, not a curated record.